Echinococcus granulosus is the source of this 468-nucleotide messenger RNA. Its product is annotated as Smoothelin-like protein. Gene Ontology annotation, biological process: actin cytoskeleton organization. The record is from RefSeq and is a predicted model, not a curated record. Bases 1 to 468 code for a protein of 155 amino acids. Gene Ontology annotation, molecular function: protein binding. Gene Ontology annotation, cellular component: microtubule organizing center; filamentous actin. The transcript is spliced from 3 exons. NCBI's taxonomy places the organism in Eukaryota, Metazoa, Platyhelminthes, Cestoda, Cyclophyllidea, Taeniidae.
AUGAACUCUGACACGGUUCUUUUUUGCUGUAGCUUUUUGGCGUCCAAACGGUCGGGUGCGGCCUCGGCCAAGGAGAUUAUGCUGCACUGGUGCCAGGUCAUGACCAAGGGAUACCCGCACGUGGAGGUGAAAAACUUUGGCAGUAGCUGGGCAGACGGAAUGGCUUUCUGCGCACUCAUUCAUCACUUCUACCCUGACGCUUUUGACUUCUCCACUCUGAAACCGGAGAACCGGAGGGCCAACUUUGAACUUGCAUUUAAAACUGCCGAGGAGCUGGGCAACGUGGCGCCACUUUUAGAAAUGGAGGAUUUGCUGAGAACUAAGGUACCUGAUUGGAAGUGUAUCUUCACGCAAAUCCAGCUUUACUACCGUCGAUUCCAACUGGAACAGGGCGCCAACGCCAAUAAGCCUCCAGUGGGACUCCAUCCUUCCGCUCCCCCGCCCAACCCUGAGGGCAGCUCCGCUUGA